Molecule: messenger RNA, 2482 nt
Organism: Gymnodraco acuticeps
Lineage: Eukaryota; Metazoa; Chordata; Actinopteri; Perciformes; Bathydraconidae
Product: zinc finger protein 239-like
Exons: 3
Coding region: 571-1629 (352 amino acids)
Biological process (GO): regulation of transcription by RNA polymerase II
Cellular component (GO): transcription regulator complex; PcG protein complex
Molecular function (GO): RNA polymerase II cis-regulatory region sequence-specific DNA binding; DNA-binding transcription factor activity, RNA polymerase II-specific
Source: RefSeq, a predicted model, not a curated record
AUCAUUAUAAAGAAGUAUUAUUACAAACAAAAACAUUUUCCACAACUUUUAAAACCUGUCUGACCGUUUCAGCUUUAUAUAUAUCUAUUAUUAUUAUUAUUAUUAUUAUUAAUAUUAUUAUUAUUAAUAUUGUAAUUAUUAUUUACAGCGAUAACUUUUUCAAUUUUUACACCACAGGGGGCAGUGAAAUGAUGCUUAAAAGAAGAACUCUAAUCCCAUGAUGCAUUGCGGCGGUUAGUUUAUAGCUUCCGGUCCUCAGAAGCUACACGUUGCUAACAGACGUUGAUGCAGAUGUUAUACCGAAUGUAAUGUGUUUAAGAGACUUCUAAAACACAUACAAAGAGUUAGUUUAUCCUUGGAGGGUGAUUUAUCCGUUAAACCGUGUCGUUGCCUCCCGUUCUUUGUUCGUAGCUUUGUAUACCACUUGGCUGAUCGGUAAACAUAAGUAAAGGCAUUAAACGGAGAUUAGUGUGUUUAACGGCAGUGUUUUAUCAAGGAGAAGAAAUACUGAGCAACCAGGACGAAGAGGAGAGAGAGAGACACAGCCGGAGAAGGAGCACUGAGAGCAACAUGGAGGAGAAUAAAAAGACCCCUGGAGCUCAGAAACUGAAAGGAAGAGAGAGACGUCACAGCUGUCAGCAAUGUGAAAAAUCCUUUACAACAUCUGCACAUUUAAAGUGUCACUUGCGUAUUCAUACAGGAGAAAAACCGUACAGCUGUGAAGAGUGUGGGACAACAUUCACUAGAUCUGGUCAUCUCAAAGCACAUAAACGUAUUCACACUGGAGAAAGACCGUACAGCUGUGAAGACUGUGGGACAACGUUCAAGACAUCAAAUGAACUCAAAUCACAUCAACGUAUUCACACUGGAGAAAAACCGUACAGCUGUGAAGAGUGUGGGAAAACUUUCACUACAUCAAGUGGUCUCCAAAAACAUCAACGUAUUCACACAGGAGAAAAACCGUACUGGUGUGUAGAGUGUGGGAAAACGUUCACUCAAUCAGGUGAUCUCCAAAAACAUCAACGUAUUCACACAGGAGAAAAACCGUACUGGUGUGAAGUGUGUGGGAAAAUGUUCACUCAAUCAGGUGAUCUCCAAAAACAUCAACGUAUUCAUACAGGAGAAAAACCGUACAGCUGUGAAGAGUGUGGGAAAACAUUCAGGGAAUCAGGUAAUCUAAAAACACAUCAACGUAUUCACACUGGAGAAAAACCAUACAGCUGUGAAGAGUGUGGGACAACAUUCAGGGAAUCAGGUCAUCUAAAAACACAUCAACGUAUUCACACUGGAGAAAAACCAUACAGCUGUGAAGAGUGUGGGACAACAUUCACUCAAUCAGGUGAUCUUCAAAAACAUCAACGUAUUCAUACAGGAGAAAAACCGUACAGCUGUGAAGAGUGUGGGAAAACAUUCAGGGAAUCAGGUCAUCUAAAAACACAUCAUCGUAUUCACACAGGAGAAAAACCGUACUGGUGUGAACAGUGUGGGAAAACGUUCACUUCAUCAGGUGCUCUCCAUAAACAUCAACGUAGUCAUACUGGAGAAAAACCGUACUGGUGUGAAGAGUGUGGGAAAACGUUUUCUCAAAGUUCUCACCGUAAAGUCCAUGAGCGAAUCCACACCGCAUAGUUUUGAACAACUAUGAGAGCCAAGCUAGCUGUUUCCUCCUCCUGAUGUCCUGAGAGCUGUAUUAUUAUAUUUGAAGAGUCUUUCUGAAUUGAAGUCUGACUAACAGACUUCAAUUCACAGAGUUAGUCUCGUUUGAUGUCCCUGGACAAGCCCUGAGGUCCUCUUCAGCUUUUUAAAUAUUCCUAGUCCUCCAAAAUAAAAUGGGCGAGGCUUUUAUCCACUACGCUCCCAAACUGUGGAAUACCAGGAAAUAUCAGAGAGGCUCAGUGGACAUUUUUAAACGCCAGCUAAAGACACAUCUCUUUAGAUUAGCUUUUUAUUAGCAACCUCCCACUUUAAAUGGUCUUUUAGUCUUUAUUAUUUACCUACUUUUAUAUUGUUUUAUAUAUGAUAUAGGAAGGGUUUUAUGUUAUAUUGGUUUUUUAACCGUUUCAAUAACAUUUAUUUUUGACGUUGGUUUCUUUAUAUUUUAAUAAUUUAACCUUUAUUAGAAUUAUGACGUUUUUAUUAUUAUUCAUUCGUAUUUGUAUUUCUGUUUUAUAUUGUUGCAUCUAUUCACUUGUGUCUUAUCUUUCUGAGAGAAAUCAUAAUUUUGUUUUCAUAAUCCUUCUCCUCUGGGCUGCGCAUGUGCCGUGUGCAGCAUGUGUAGUGUGGUGUCUCCGUGUGAGACCUGUUAGUUUCACUUGUUCAUUGUUACGAAAUGUUCUCCAGUUUAUCUUUGUGCAUUGAGUACUUCAGUCACUUUCUUUUAGGAGAAAGUUGUUCUCAGUUCAUCUUAAGUUUGUUUUGUAAAUUGGCUGGUGAGCCUUCUUCCUUUUCAAAAAAAUAAACAUUAUCUACUACUUUUGCCUAA